UUUAUUGGGACUUUUCUUUCAUCUAGGACAAUCCGCGGUGUAGUGGGAGGUCGUUCGCAAUGGCGGAAAGCGAGUUCGCUCCGAAGUUCGCCCCGUUCUUCUCCUUUGCUGGCAUUGCAGCUGCAAUGAUCUUCGGAUCAAUGGGGGCAGCAUAUGGCACAGCUAAAUCUGGUAUUGGUAUUUCGGGUGUGGGGACUUUCAGGCCGGACCUGAUCAUGAAGUCCUUGAUUCCCGUGGUCAUGUCUGGUAUUAUUGCGGUCUACGGUCUCGUUAUUGCGGUUCUUAUUGCGGGUGAUGUCGCCCCCCCUCCGACUCAUAUCAGCUUGUAUACAGGAUUCAUGCACCUUGCAUCUGGAUUGUCCGUGGGUCUCGCAGGUGUGGCCGCUGGAUAUACUAUCGGAAUUGUCGGAGAUGCGGGUGUACGUGCCUACAUGCAACAAUCUCGGGUCUAUGUCGGAAUGAUCCUGAUUUUGAUUUUCGGCGAAGUUCUCGGUCUUUACGGCCUUAUCGUCGGUCUGAUUCUGAAUUCGAAGAAGAGCUAAGCGUCACGUCCUUCAAUCAUUCGCUGCCUCUACAAUCCUCAGCCC
Aspergillus wentii DTO 134E9 is the source of this 587-nucleotide messenger RNA. RefSeq names its product V-type proton ATPase proteolipid subunit. Gene Ontology annotation, cellular component: proton-transporting V-type ATPase, V0 domain. The record is from RefSeq and is a predicted model, not a curated record. Gene Ontology annotation, biological process: proton transmembrane transport. NCBI's taxonomy places the organism in Eukaryota, Fungi, Ascomycota, Eurotiomycetes, Eurotiales, Aspergillaceae. Gene Ontology annotation, molecular function: proton-transporting ATPase activity, rotational mechanism. Bases 60 to 542 code for a protein of 160 amino acids. The transcript has 8 exons.